Darwinula stevensoni is the source of this 2283-nucleotide messenger RNA. NCBI's taxonomy places the organism in Eukaryota, Metazoa, Arthropoda, Ostracoda, Podocopida, Darwinulidae. The record is from the annotation of a GenBank genome assembly.
AUGCGCUCUUCUCGGAAGCGAGGAUUGCUGCCAUCGCUCCGGCCGCUUCCCAGCCUGCCACCGUGCUGCUGCCAGCAUUUUCGAGUAGCCUAACAUUAGACCUUCGCAUAACGGCUCUCUCGGACUGUGGAAGGCCUCUUAGGUUCUUAGGAUCCACCGGCCCUCUUCUCCCGUCGGAUCUCUAUCCACGUGACAGUUUAGUAUUCCAGUGUAACGCGUGACCAGGUAGCAAAUAUGGAUGAGGAGUAUGAUUGCAUCGUACUCGGCACUGGCCUCACGGAAUGCAUCAUCAGUGGGAUGCUGUCGGUGUCGGGUAAGAAGGUGCUUCACAUGGAUAGAAACAAGUAUUAUGGAGGAGAGUCAGCUUCCAUUACACCACUUGAGGACCUCUUCUCCCAAUUUGGUCUUCCUGAACCAGAUGGUUCUUAUGGGAGAGGAAGGGAUUGGAAUGUGGAUUUGAUCCCCAAGUUUUUGAUGGCAAAUGGGCAGCUCGUGAAGCUACUCAUCCAUACAGGAGUCACUCGUUACUUGGAAUUCAAGAGUGUGGAAGGGAGCUAUGUGCUAGGAAAGGGAGGGUCCAAGCUUUCUAAAGUCCCAGCUGAUGAACGAGAAGCUUUAGCUUCUGAUCUCAUGGGCAUGUUUGAGAAACGACGUUUUAAGAACUUCCUCGUCUUUGCACAAGACUUCAAUCUGGAAGAUCGGAGGACUUGGAAGGACAUUGACCCUCACAAUACUACCAUGCGGGAUGUGUAUGCCAAAUUCAACCUGGAUCAGAACACUCAAGAUUUCACUGGUCAUGCUCUGGCACUCCAUAGGGAUGAUGAGUACUUGAACAAGCCAGCAUAUGAUACAAUAAUGAGAAUAAAGCUGUACAGUGAGUCUCUGAUGAGGUAUGGAAAGUCUCCUUAUCUGUAUCCUCUGUAUGGACUUGGUGAACUCCCACAAGGCUUUGCCAGGCUGAGUGCAAUUUAUGGGGGCACUUACAUGUUGGAUAAGCCUGCAGAUGAAAUUGUGAUGGAAGAUGGGCAUGUUGUUGGGGUGCGAUGUGAGAAAGAGAUUGCCAGAUGCAAGCAGGUCUACUGUGACCCUUCAUAUGUACCUGAUAAGGUGAAGAAGGUUGGUCAAGUUAUGCGUUGCAUCUGCCUCCUGGACCACCCGAUCCCAGGGACAAAGGAUGCCCUCUCGUGUCAGAUCAUCAUUCCCCAGAAGCAGGUGGGGCGUAACUCAGACAUCUACGUCUCCCUCGUCUCAUACACUCAUAACGUGGCUGCCAAAGGCUGGUUCGUUGCCAUGGUUUCCACCACAGUGGAAACCAAUCGUCCAGAGGAUGAAAUAAAACCUGGUCUUGCCCUUCUUGGCCCCAUUAAACAGAAGAUCAUGAAGGUGUAUGAUGUCUACCAGCCACUUGAGGAUGGCCUGAAGUCCCAGGUCUUCGUUUCAAAAAGCUAUGAUGCCACAAGUCAUUUUGAGACCACUUGCUUGGACGUCUUGGACAUCUUCAAGCGGGGAACUGGGCAGGAAUUCGAUUUCUCAAAAGUUCGACACGAUCAGGGUGACGAGGAUUAAUCUCUCCCCUCCUUUGCUAUAUCCUCUUUACCCCUUGAAGCCAAUUAAUGAAAUCUGAUAUUCGUAUGUCUGUGCUUUAUCUUGCUUUCAUUGUCCAACAGGAUGAGGCCCAUGCAGGGAUGGCAUGCAUUUCUAGAGCUUUUGCCCCCAUUCAUUUUUUUUUUUCAAUAUGAUGUCAUUGGUCUUUCCACCAUUAAGUCAAUUUCUGUCUGUUAUCCCAUAAAAAAAAGUUUGUUAUAUGGUAAGCAUUGACGUACACUGCCUUGUGUCUGUGAAGGUAUUCUCUGCCCGGUGCCCACAGAGAAAAAAAAAAGAAGACUUUGGUCUUGUCUCAUAAUCUGAUUCCCUUUCAUAUGUCAUAGUGAUGGGUUAAAAGUAGAUCAUCUAAGAUUAUUUUGCAUGUUGCUCAAGGUGUAUAGAGGCUGGAUUUUGUUCAAAGACACUCAUCUUUUUUCUGCACUCGGUCUGGGUUCUCUGACCAACAAUAUGGGAUUGAAGGAAAGAAAUGCAUAUGUGCUUGUUAGAGAAAAAGACAAUGCUGCUGAUGGCUAUGUGCAUUUGCAUUGUCUUUAUGGGAUUUUGGUUUACAGCAAGCCAUUUUCCAUGUUGAAAUGGAUUACAUCAUUGUGUGAAAUGCCCUUCAUUGGGGAUAUGAUCAUAAGGUGAUCAAAAUGAAGUUUAUUUGCAUUCCACCUGAAUAAAAUGGCUCCUUGGAGG